CGACCGGGAAGACGGAUGGCUAAAUUCAAGUCUCUCCGCGGUAACUUCCUGGGUUGCCGCAGGGAGUAAACUUUUCUGACCGUUUAGUUUCGCUUUUACCUUCGACUUAGCGUUGCGGACAGCAGGCAAAGCGAGAGGAGUGGGGAGCUGUUCGCCACGGACAUCACGCGGAGUCUGUUGCUUAUCUAAAUAUUGGCAGAAGAUACCUAUUCCUGUGUUGCCACUGAUGGCUGAAGAUACUAAAAAUGAUUAUGCUGAUACAGUCGAUGCAAAACCUUCAAGAACUGAUCGGUUAUCCAUCUUUGCAAAAAAAAAGAAGAAUGAAUGGGAAGGUCAACCAGAGGAUUCUUCUGGUAACCAAUAUCGGAUUAUUAUCCCUACAUUCCAAUAUAAUAUAGCCUAUAAGAAGCUUGGUAAAUGCAUUAUUAUAAACAAUAAGAACUUUGCAAAAGAAACAGGAAUGUUUAUACGAAAUGGUACUGACAAAGAUGCUGGUGACUUACAAAAAUGUUUUCGGGACAUUGGUUUUGAUGUUUCCAUCUAUAAUGAUCUCAGCUGUAAGAAAAUGAGGGAAAUUCUUGGUGAAGUUGCCAAUGAAGAUCACAGUGACGCUGCUUGUUUUUCCUGCAUCUUAUUAAGCCAUGGAGAUGAAGGCCGUAUCUAUGGCACAGAUGCAUUCAUGGCAAUCAAGGAUUUGACGAUACUUUUCAGAGGAGACAAAUGCCAAAGCCUAAUUGGAAAACCCAAAUUGUUCUUUAUUCAGGCAUGCCGCGGUUCUGAAUUUGAUGAUGGGAUUCAGACAGAUUCAGGUUCUUCAAAUGACAGCCUGGAAAUGGAUGCCAAUCCAAGAUACAAGAUUCCAGUUGAAGCAGAUUUUUUGUAUGCAUAUUCCACUGUACCAGGUUACUAUUCCUGGAGGAAUCCAGGGAAAGGAUCCUGGUUUGUGCAGUCUCUUUGCUCAGUGCUGAAUGAGUAUGGCAAAAAUCUGGAGAUCCUGCAGAUUCUGACCCUGGUUAAUUACAGAGUAGCAAGAAACUAUGAAUCUCAGUCUGAUGACCCACGCUUCUGCAGGAAGAAGCAGGUUCCUUGUGUGGUAUCCAUGCUAACCAAAGAACUUUAUUUCUGUAAAUUGGUGCCACCAGCACAGCAAAUUUAAAAUACAUAACUUACAUUAUACAUUAUAACUUGCAAUACAUUUUUAAUCUAAGCUUUUCCAGGAAAAGGCAGUUAUAAAUCAAGAGUUAAAAUUGAUAUAGGCAUUUAAAAUACACAAUACCAGAUUACCUCAGUUGAUUAAUAUAUUGAUUUUCACAGUGCCACAUGUUUCUGUAUUAUUGGAGGUGCCUAUUCCUUGUUUCUAUUUUUACUGGGAGCAAUCACAAUAUUUCUCUGGAGUCUUGCUUUCCCGUCAUAGAAAUCGCUCAUUUUUCCUCUAUUAAUUACUUUUUUUAAUUUAUAAGAAUUACUGUAUAUAUUUGUCAAAUACUGCCAGUGGCAUGCAAUACCAAAAAAAAAGUAUUAGCAAAGUUCAUUUGAUGUUCAGUGAUAAAAUGGUUGAGAAAUCAUCUAAGUAUGCUUAAAUGCUCUUUUUCAUACCAGUCUACAUAUAGAAUCACUAGGUGGGGUCCAUAUUUAGUCUUAUAAAGCAUUACUUUCUGUGUACCACUUGAUUUCAUUAUUAUUAAUUUAAACUCCAAAAUUUCAGUGGGUCUGCUCUAAGUAAAUCAGAUGUUAAUUUAAGUAACUCUAUGAACAUCUCCCUGGUCUCUUCCUUAUUUUGGCAACCAGUUCUUAUAAAUGUAAGAUACAUAUGAAUUGCUUAUUUUUAUCCUGAAUGCAAAAAUGCUCCUGGUCCUUUUUUGCGAUCAAUGAACAAUAAAUACAAUGUACAAUCUAUUCUACACCAAAGUAAUUUUGUAUCAAAGACAUUUGGUAGUACAGUUAUGUAAUAUAUAAAUAGAACAAUAUUAAAGGUUGUUGAUUUGUUCAAUGCAUAAUUCUACAAAGCAAGUAAAAGAAUAGAAAAUUAUUUCUAAGA
Messenger RNA from Pantherophis guttatus, 2038 nucleotides. It is a transcript of the gene CASP7, whose product is annotated as caspase 7. Gene Ontology annotation, cellular component: cytoplasm. NCBI's taxonomy places the organism in Eukaryota, Metazoa, Chordata, Lepidosauria, Squamata, Colubridae. The record is from RefSeq and is a predicted model, not a curated record. Gene Ontology annotation, biological process: proteolysis; apoptotic process; execution phase of apoptosis. Gene Ontology annotation, molecular function: cysteine-type endopeptidase activity.